Bactrocera tryoni is the source of this 389-nucleotide messenger RNA. RefSeq lists its product as uncharacterized. The transcript has 2 exons. The coding region runs from base 57 to 389 and encodes 110 amino acids. Lineage: Eukaryota; Metazoa; Arthropoda; Insecta; Diptera; Tephritidae. The record is from RefSeq and is a predicted model, not a curated record.
CCGCAAUACAGAACUACAAUUCGCAAGCGUUCAACACCCGAGAAAGGAUUAUCAAAAUGCUGAAAUUGGUAGUGUUGUUAUCUACUUUGCUUGCCGUCGCCGUUGCGCGUCCUGGCUACCUCUCACACGCGCCCCUGCUCUACUCGGCACCAGCCACAGUCAUCCACGAGCCCGUAUUGGCCAAGGUAGGCGCGAUCGUGAAGAGCUACCCCACCGCUGUCUCCCAUCAGAGCUCGUCGAUUGUGCACAGUUCAGCCGUUGCUGUGCAGCCCAUCCUGGCGCCCAUUGUGAAGACCACUUACGCAGCACCGGUGCUGCAUGCUGCCCCCAUCUAUAAGACCAUUGCAUUGCCCUCUUUGCAUGCAUCGCCUUCGGCCGGUUGGUGGUAA